AUGGCCUUGGUCAUAUGGCAUUGUAAUCGCCGUCUUCGCUUCUUCCAACGUUUCACAACGUGCUGGCGAUAUAAAGUGGGUUUUUUGGAAAAAGUUUGUAUUUUUUAAAGUUUUUAAAGUUUUAAAAAGAGUUAGAACAAAGGGAAAUUUUAAGUAUUGUUAUUUUUAUUAUACUUUGAUAAAGUUUAUACCUUUUUCAACGCAAGGUUUAUAAGUUGAGACGAGAAGAGGGAUGAUGAGGGUUUGGUGAAGGCCGUCAGAGCAAUCUAUUGUAGCAAAUCCCAAUAAGGCCCCAUCGAGGUGAUCCUGUUUCUCGAGCUACCGAGUUGUGAUGAGGUACUCCUCAAGAAUUUAGGCUGUAUUCAGAAGCCUGUGUAGGCCAAGCAAACGGUUUGCCAUAACCUUGGCACUUAGCACUUCCUAUACAUUUAAAAAUUAGAAACGCGCAUAGGUCGGGCAGAGUAGUCUGCCAAACCUAAUUCCGGUAGUUUAUUGGUCGGCACUACAACGGCUGUUCUAGUUUGAUACUUAAAAAAAUGUUUUAAGAAGCUUUUUUAAGUCAAAUAAGUCUUGUCGCUUUUAAACUAGGAAAACUAUAUAAGUUAGCAACAAAACUUUUUUUACUUUUUUUGGUAAAAGUUUUUAAAUUUAAAUUAAAAAUGUUAAAAUUAAGUAUUUUGAAAAAUCAAAAAAUAUUGUUUCAGUUCACAGUAAUGGGCUUUGAGCAGCCAAUGCUAAAGCACAUUUCUACUCAAACGGACUAUAACAGUUUGGAGUCUCAUGUUGAUUGUGUUGAUUUUGACAUCGCUGCUAUCUUCUUUGUAGCUGUAGCCUUGUCAUCAGUCGCAGCUAUACUUGUACUCUUCUUUACUUGUUGGUAAGUUUUUAUGCUAUAUUAUAUAUAAUAAAUAGGCCGAACCAAAAGUAGCGGGACAUGUUUGAUUUGUAAUAUUUUUUAACGAAAUGACUACUAUUGGUUCAACCUGAUACCUAUAAUGAUACAAUGUAUUAAAAUUGUUUUUUUUUAUGAAUCGAAAAAAUCCUUUACUACCUGUAUUCAAUGCCGUAUUUUACUUUUAAAGUCAUGUUUUACUUUUAAAACACUUUUUGGUUUUUUACUUUAUAUGAAUUAGCACUUAAAAUGGUGUUACAUAUAAUAAAUUUAAAAAAAUAAAAGUUUUAAUAAUUUUCAAAUUUUAAAUUUUUUAACGUUUUAUAUUCAUUUUUUGUUAUUUUAGGGAUUACCGCAAGAUAUGGCUUUGGAUGACUAGGUAAGCUUUAUUCAGCUUUUAGUUAUAAUAGAAUGUAGUUUUUCGUUACACAGGAGUUCCACUGUAUUUAGAUGUCACAGUGUAAUAGAAACGUGUAAGAUAUUAUGAAUCAAGAAACAAAUAUAAUAUAAAAUUUUUGAAGCUUUCAUAUUUUUUGUUUCAGUCGAAAUCCGCCUCCUCGAAGUGUUUCAGUGUCCGUUGAUCGAGUUGAUUCCAAUGCUGACAUGUCAUAUCGCUUUUUAUUGAACAGUGUAUAA
Bursaphelenchus okinawaensis is the source of this 1528-nucleotide messenger RNA. Lineage: Eukaryota; Metazoa; Nematoda; Chromadorea; Rhabditida; Aphelenchoididae. The record is from the annotation of a GenBank genome assembly.